AAACGUAGGUUAUGGGGUCAUGUUGUUAUUUUUACAGGGAAUUUUACAGGAAAUGUUCUGGGUCAGUUGCAUACUAUUUGAGUAAGGAUUUGCCUUCAGUUUUCAUCAAAAGUGAAGAAAUAACAUCAGAUGCCAGGAUAUGUCAAAUACUCAGGAAAACAGUGAGGCACUAGCUCUCUCAGGUUGGACUGUUGUUGAUAAUCAAGGAGAAAUACUGUCAGGAGAUGUAGACUCUGAAUCAUCUGAAAGUUCUAUUGAGGUGGUUCAUUGUGAAGGAGAUGAGACUGUCUCAUAUCAUUUGAAAAACAGAGACCUUCAGUCAGGAGAGUUGAAAUUGCUAGAUCAUGGAAGUGAUGACUUGCAUUACACGUCAUCCAAUGAUGAAAAACUGCAUGAUAUUCUCAACAUCUCCUGCUCUUCAAAUCAAGAACAAGAGGAGGAAUAUAUUGCAGAAUUAUCCAGACAGGAAGACACACAUUUAGAAGUCCAGUCGAGUUUGUGUGAUGCUGUUAACAAUAGUAGUGAGGAAGUGGGCAUUCCAACAUCAGCUGGGUCCUUUGGUACCCCUGGACCGUGUGUCUCUGAGGUAAACGAAGAGUUUCCCUUGCAGCAAGGUGAUCCAGCAGGUUGUAGUGAGGAACCAGGAGGUUCUGAGUUUCAUUCACCUUUACCUACACCAGAUGCUGAAGCAGUUGCUGGCAAUGAUGGUGAAGUAGUUGAAAGUAUGGGAGCCUGCUGUCUUGAACUGUUAACUCAGAGACAGCCUAGUGAUUUAGUAGACAGCAGUUCAACUGAGGAAAAGGCAUCUUCUCCUUGUUCUGUAACUUUCGAAGACACAGGCAUUGUUAUGUCACCUGUCAGUGACUUAACAGGAAGCGAUACAGAUUCAGAUUUCGUUCGGUUGGAUUCAGAGGAAGACAGUGAAAAUGUACAACCACCUGCUUCUUCCAUUGCUCCAAGUUUCAGUUUUAUGAGGGCUUCGGUGUAUGAACAGCACAGAUUUGACAAUGCAGAAGAAGAAGAUCAAGAUGAUGAUACAGAGUCCUCCAAUGAAGAAGGUGUUGACGAUCGCAUUGAGAGUGAGCAGAGUGAGACUGGUUCCCUCUCAGCUCAUAAUGAUGUUGGAGAUCUGUCAGUCUUUGCUGAUAUUGGCGACUUACCACUAGAAGCUGGUCCAAGAAAUUACAUUCAUUGCCCAAACAACCAUUUGAGUACCAUCCUCAAUAUUAUUGUGGUCCUUGCUGCUAUCCUCACUAUGGGUAUUAGCUUAGGAAUCAUCAUGGCUACUGACCUGGAGAUUGAAGAGUGGCAAACAGCCUACGAGGUACAGUCAAUAAAAGUUUACCAACUUCAGAGCCAGAUCAAAGAGCUCCAGAAGGGUGAAAGAAAGUUGCAAGAGCUCAACAGCAUUAUGGACAAGUUAAAGCUGCAGGUUGGAAGUUAUGAUACAGCUUUACAUAUUUUAGCAACAGAUGGUGAAGAAGAUGGUAAAAGUUCUGGAGAUGGAUUUUCAAUGAUUAGAAAAGUCAUCACAGAUUUCGUUGUUUGUGAAGAACUGAGUCAGGUCAUGAGGUAUCAUUGCUACUUAAAGCUACGGCCAUUCAUUGAAAGCUACAGCAUAAUGAAAAUUGAAGAGCAGCAACAACAUAAGCCCACAUAUGCAAGCACCACAUAUGAUACUCUUGUAGACCUGGACAAGGUGACACAGGAUGAUAGACUUGUGCAGGACAGCCAAGACAUUGAAAAACCAGUCUCAGAAGGUCACAGUGCUGCUGACUUCUUACAAAAAAGUAGAGCAGCUCUUCCCAUUCCUUUAGAUAUCAAACAACUCCAACAGUCUUUAACAAGAGAACAGGAGCGAGCCCUGCGCUGGCAGCAGCUGUACUUGUUGGAGCGCCGGCAGAAGGAGAGGGAGAGGGACAAUGAGGAGCUGGAAGAUGAAAGAGACAGGGAACAGUGGGAGAGUGAGAAGGAACAUGCAGAGCACGUGGAAUGCAUUAAGAGGCUUUUAUCCACCAAUAUCACUACAUUAACUCAACACAUUGCUAAAUGGAAUGUUUCAGUUUUUGAUGAUUUUGCUAAUCUUUCCUUGCUUUUAUCUGGAGUUGCUGAAUUGAAACAGUCUGUUUUUGAUUCUGUACACAAAGUUUGGGAAGGUGCUGAAGAUUUGAUCAAUAAUUUACAAAAAAAUACUUUAGAAAAGUCCCCUCUAAAAUCUUUGCAAGAAACAGUACCGAAUAAAACAAUGAUUAUGGAUUACAUCAACGUAAUUUUAAACGACAUCAGAAGGGGGAGUGAUAAAGACACACUUGUAGACUACCUCCAGGAGAAGCUCAUCAUCCUGAAACGCAGCAUUGAUAGGAUGUCACAUUCAGACCCUAUACACACCGCUUGGAAGAGGGUUGAAGAGAUUUUACUUCAAUUUGCUAAGGUCACUUUUGACACCCAGAAGUGGGGUGAUGUUGCACUGGAUAAGGAUACUCUGGUCAUGUACGUAACAGAUAUUAUGGAAGAUUUUAAGCAGUUGUUGGCUGCAGAUUUUAAUCUGAAUGGUGAAGAUGUACUAGAAAGCAUUGUUAACGAAGAUGAACAUUACCCUUUCGACAACAUUGACCGAUCCUACCAUUUUAGUCAUAAAGCAUCUAUGCCACAUGAACCAACACCCCCAUACAGCAGGGAUAAGAAAGAUGGUUAUUGGCCACGUCGGCUUGGGAAGCUUUUAAAGAAAACAGGGGCUUCUGUUGGUAGAAAGGUGGCUAACACUUGGCAUAAAAUCAAGAACAUCUGGCAUGAGAAGAAACCUUCUUUGGUGAGAAUGGUUGAAAGUUUGGGUCACAAUGUCAUCCAGGUAUCAUCAAAGCUUACAAAACUAUGCACCGAUCUGCCAAAGUCUUUGUUGAGUAAAGGAAAGAUAGAGCUGGAUAUCCACAGUAAGUGUGUAUCUAAGGUUAGAAAAAUGUAUCAGCAACAGCUUCUACAAAAUCCUUGCAGAACUCUAGGCAAAUUUAGUGCUGAAUGCAAUGCUGAUAAGAAACAGGUUAAAAAGAUGAUAAAAACCAUCAACAGUGAGUUUUCUCGCCUUUUAAAAGUUACGCCCAUAUAUCUAGAAAAUGUUAGAAAAAUGAAACAACGUAAAUUAGAAAUACUUCAAAGAAAUUUCAAAGAUUUUUAUAAUGUGAAUGCCAACUCUAAGUUACUUCUGAAAUCAGACCUAGAGUGGGUUAAGUGUCAGAAUCAGUGGCUUUCAACAGCAUUUCAGCACAAGAUGAAUCCAAAAUACCAUGUGGAAGAAAACAAGUGUGACUCAAUCAAACCUGAAGUUGCCUUUGAGGCACAUUGCCACACUCAAGCUGAGCAGGAGGACAAGAGAGAGGGGAAUAGUGCACAACAGCAUUUUGUCAAUAAAAAAGAUGGCUCUAGUUUUAUGGGACAAACUUCUUUUGCUAAUGGUAAAGAUGGAGGAGAUAACCCUGAUAUACAAGGGGAUGCUACCCGAGCUAAUACACAUAUUACCCUGCGCUAUCUUUCAGAUUUUGAAACAUCUUUUAAGGAAAUUAAUAUGGAUAGCGGAGAUUCAUUAGAAAACAAUAAUACCAAUGCUGAAGAAGAAAACUGGCUACUGGAAAGAGCAAGAUAUAGAUUAAAUGCAAGAAAAGAGAGAGAACGAGCGGAAUGGAUUUUUAACAAAGCAUCCGAUAGAGAACUGCAGCGAAGACUUGACUCUCGUCAGUAUGAGAAAUCUCAAUGGUACUUCAACAGAAGAGCGAAAACAUUUGCUUGUGAUAAGGCUGACAAGCAUUGUGAUAAAAGCUACAUCUUAGAAGAAGAGCACGGUCCAUCAGAGAACUGGUACACCAGACAGGCCUAUGAAAGGCAGAAGGUGAGGGAAGAGGAAAAGUUGUCUGAUUGGUACUUUGAACGAGCAGCUGAACGAAGGAAACACCACAAAACCUUUUAAACAUCUAUUGUGGCCUUUAACAGCAUUCCACAUUAUCAGCAACCACCUUCAACCAACAUAAAGAAAAAAGUGGAAAAAAAAUAUAUUAUUUUAUAAGCAAGAAAUUAAAAGCCCACUGAGAGUAAAACAUAUAUGAUGGACUGUCACUACUAAAAUGGAUUCACUUUUACAUUGUGAAAUUAAGAUUUUAAAAAUGAAUUCUGUUACAAGAAGAAACAAAAUCUGAAAAAUAAAUGCUAAUAAUUGUAGGCAUCUUUUGAGCCUUAGCUGUGAACAUUCAAAUUCCUGCACCUCAUUUGAUUAUUGUAUGAUAUUUAAACAGAAUGUUUUAGUGGGUCUUAUUUGUUUGCACACUGUCAGAGUUUGUUGUGUUCUCCACAUAUAAGCAAUAUGUAUAGUGUGCUUACUAAACUUGGAUAUUGUCUUGUUUCUAACCCCUGAGUCGAAUAUAUUUUUGUAUUUGUUUUAUACUAAAUUGUUCUAAUGUAUUUUAAAGUAAGCGACUUUGAAAAAUUGAUUUACUAAUUACUGCUAAAAAAAAUUAUUCUUUUGCCUCAUGCAUCAACUAAUGAUAACAUUCAGUAAUGUUUACCCACUCAUCAUAACAUCGAGAAAAAAAAAUGUUCCUUGAGUAUUGCUUUUUAUAAUUGGAGAAAUGAUUAAUAUUUCGUACAACACUUCUAUUUAAUGUUUCUUUCAUAGUUGUCAGACUGCUGAAAUGUUAGAAAUUCAAACCCCUUGUGGUGAAAUAUAUAUCUAUUUUGUACAUUUAAAACAAAUUUAGGUAACUUUUAAAAAUAGAAAAGGUUUAGUAUUUUGUUUUGUUAGCAACACAAAUAUGUUUUGUUGCAUUUUCACCAGACACUUUUAUACUGCAGGAAACAGCUCAUGAUAAACAAAGCUUUUUUUUUACAUUAAUGUACAGUCACUGCUCACUGUCAUACAUGCUCAAGAAAAACAGCUGUUUCUUUUCAAUGAAAACUCUGAUCUUAAACAUCGUGUUUUUUUUACGCGUCUUGAAACAGGUUCAUCUACUUAACUUUGAUGUAUCAGUUAUAAAAGAAACAAUAUAUCGUCUGGUGUUAUAGUGUUUUGUAUUUUCAGUUUUGUUUUUCCCCCUUUAAAUGGAAGGUAGUGGUUAUGCAAUUUGUUUUUGGUUACGGUUUUAAUGGCUUAGGGCACAAUUUUAUUUUUUAAAGUAGGACCAGUUUUGUAGCAUAAGAUUAAGCAAACAUAACCUAGUAGCUUGUUUAACAUCAUAACACAUUGUAAAAUUAUGAAAAUGUAGCAACAGCUAUGACAUUUCUGCAUUGCUUUGUUUUGUUUUAUUAGGCAAUUAAUGUACACAAUUUUAAGAAGUAAAGCUAUUAAUAAAGUGUUUGCACAAUCUAA
Molecule: messenger RNA, 5350 nt
Organism: Physella acuta
Lineage: Eukaryota; Metazoa; Mollusca; Gastropoda; Physidae
Source: RefSeq, a predicted model, not a curated record